ACUUCUGCGCCGCUGACUGUGCUGUGCGCGGCCGGUGACGAGCGACGUCGUGCUGUCUGCGAUAGCUGUUUCUAGGUCAGCGAGGAGGAAGAAAGCCGGCCCUUUGCAUUGGCCCGCACCGCCCCCUUCCCCUUUACAACCUCCUGCGCCCUCCCUGAAACACGGCCCCCCCCUCCUUCCAAAGCAACGACAGUGCCGCUGGUCUAUUCCGAGCACCUACGUGCCGGAGGACUCCAGUCGCAAAGAAGCCUCGCAGGCGGCUGAAGGGCGCAGUUGGGCGUAACUGCAGGGACGCGUCCUAGAGCGGUCACCGUCACAAGGCGCGGACGAUCUUAAAAACAAGAACCAGCGCCGCACGACAGGAUGGGGCGCGACGACGAGUUCUUCCCGCCGGGCGACGACGGCUACGAGUGCGGCCUGGACGAGGCGACCAAGGCCGUCGCUCUGGCCGAACUGCGAGAAGACGAGGCCACGCGUUCCCGCGCGAUCGGCCAGCUGCGAGAGUGGGUCCUUGCGCACCCGGCGAUACGCAGGUGCCGCACAGACUCCGUGUUCCUGCUGCGGUUCCUGCGCUCCAAGAAGUUCAGCGUGCCGCUGGCCCAGGAGAUGCUGGAGCGCUACCUCACGGUGAGGCAGCUCUACCCGCUCUGGUUCCGGGGACUCAGCGCGGACGAGCCCGUCGUGCGGGAGAUACUGCUGGCCGGGUACCUGGUGCCCCUCCCGGAGCGAGACGACCUCGGACGCAGGGUGGUCCUAAGACGCGCAGCGAGCAUAGACCCCAGCAGGCACACCUCGGCACACGUGGCCCGGGUCCACGCCCUCGCCAUGGAGUGUCUGCUGGAGGAGGAGGCCAGCCAGGUGAGGGGCUUCGUGCAGCUCAACGACGAGUCGGGGCUCAGCGCGCGCCACCUCUCCAUGUGGUCGCUCGCCGACAUCGCCCGCAUGACCAAGUGCUUCCAGAAAUCUUUUCCCAUAAGACAUAAAUCUUCCAAGUUUUUGUGUCUUCCUCAUUACGCCAGUAAAAUCAUGGAGUUUUUCAUCUCGCUGCUAAGCGAGAAAAUGAGAUCAAGGAUUGAGAUUUUACCAAAUAUGGAAGAUCUUCGUAAAGUAAUAAACCCUAAGAUCCUUCCAAAAGAAUAUGGCGGCGAAGUGCCGCUGGAUCAAAUGAUAAACGUGUUCCUGGCGAGGCUGGAGGCUGGGAGAGACGCGCUGCGCUCGCUGGACGACACGGACAUAGACCUGGACAGGAGGUCGCCGGCGGCGGCGGACCUGGAGGGCGAGCUGGCCGGCGUGGCGGGCAGCUUCCGGCGGCUGGAGGUGGACUGAGCCGUGGACCAGGGCCUGGUCCACACACCCCCUCUUCUCUUCUUCACCAGGAACUAACUGCAAGCGACCUCUGAACUGCCCACCUUCAACCAGUGGCGUAGCCAGGAUUUGUGUAUGGGGGGUGUUAAGAAGCAUGGCCCCCCCUCCCCCCGUAUUAAAGCAGGGGGUCCCCCGGGAAAAUUUGGAUUUUAAGGUGUGAAAUAGUGCUAUUUUAGCAGUUUUCGGUACUUAAAUUUAAAUAUUAUAAUGAUAAAAAUUUUAUUAAAUUUAAUAUGAAAUUUGUUUGAGUGAUGAAUAAGAAAUUAAUUAAAGAUUUGGUGCUAAGGGGGGGGGGGGUUUGAACCCCUAAACACCCCCCCCCCCUGGCUACGCCCCUGCCUUCAACUCACGAACAACGCUGGUUCACGAAUAUUACCCAGGGAUCUCCGUACAUUUACGGACACUUGAGUUCACAUUUCUAUGGUGUUAUGGAAGAGAGGGUUAAGUCAAAAAACAUUAAAAUUUUUAAGAUAGGUGGAAGAAAGUCUAAUAUUAUUUUCACGAUCAAAUAUUAGUCGUUAUAUUAUUAAUUAUUGAUAUCUUAUACAGGCAACACAAAACUACAAACCAUAUAAAGUGUCGAAAGGCAUAUCCUUCAAAUAACCCUUGACUUUCUUCCAUCUCUCUUAAAAUUUGAUGUUUUUGAUUUAACCCUCUCUUCCAUAACACCACAGAUUUGUUUAGAACAUGAAUCCAAAAAUGAUAUUCUUGGUUUUACUAACAAAACAUUAAAAAAAUUUUUUUUGUUCUACAGCAAUAACAAUUCUACUUUCGUUUAGUGUAUGUUCACCCGUGUUAACGAAACAUACAUCUCGGAAGUCGAAAUAACGGCGUUUGUAGUUUUCUACGAAGAUUUGAGUUGUUUGAAAAUUACCAAGAAGUCGUUAAAAAGACCGUGAUUUGCUGUAAAUUUUAAACAGUGUGGGAUAGACUCCGUGAUCCUCUAUGCUGGGGCGCAAAUAUGGAGAAUUCGCGAAGGGAGUCUCUAUCCCUGGGUAGGGUGCUUGAAUGUUCUACACUGCCCGUAUGUUGGCCUAUAUGCAUGCAAUAAGAAGAAAACUUAAAAAUAUAUAGAAAGUUUUCCUCAGAACAGUUUUGACGUUUACGUCAAUCAACCCCGGUUCGGGUCGUUUUUUAAGUAUUAAUUUUUAACGUCAUUUAAGUUUUAUAUCUCGAAAAUAAUUUUCUUAGAUGUUUUAGAAGUCAUAUUUGGUACUUAAUGUAAUGUAUGAAUGUCACAAAACUAAGAAUACGUUACAUUAAAAACAAUGAAUGAGUUUUAAUGGUUACGAAGUAGUUUUUUUCACCUCAAAAGAAUUUAAAAAAAUUAGUACAGUUGAGUUCCUGAAGAAUAUAAUUAUUCAUCACAAAUAACAGGUUUAUCAGACUGUUUGAAGAACUUGAAUAGUGUGUGAAGUAUCGUUCAAAAACCAUUAAAAAUGUGAUUGAAUUCAGUCUUUGAAGUGCAUUCACACGAAAUUUUGUAUUCAAUGAAUUUAAUUUAAAAACAUUUUUGAUCGGGUAAAAAAGGCCUUUAAUUAUUAUUGUGUUUAAAAGAAGAGUUAAGUAUCAAUUUUUCUUUGGGUGUACAGGACUAAAGGUUGAAAAGCACUUUCAUCUCCAUACUACGGAAAGAAACGGAAAAGGAAAAAAAAAAAAUAAAAAAAAAAAACAGAGUCACAGUCUCAGCCCCUAUCUUCGAGCAGAACAGCAGUUUUCAAAAUCACGUUUUUUUAAAGCCCUGAAAACAUUCCAUCGAUUUUCUGAGUCGUAGCUCGGACGCUCAAAGCUGUGCAAGAUUUUUUUUUUUAACUUCGAAACAUGUGCACUUCGUACGUCAAAAAAACUUUUAGAUUUCAAGAAAUCAAUCGACAAUCCAUUUAUUAACAUCGGACUCACCUCUAAAUGGAUUGAACCAGGUUCACUCCAGUAUUCUCUCUGUAUGGAUUGAACCAGUUUUUUUUAUUGCUUUCUCACGUCUGCCCAAACAAGUCCAUCGAAUGACGCAUCACGCUUUAAGCUGGGCGUCAGCACACGUGUCAACUUUCAUUUGAUCGCGACCAACCUUGCUGAGUGUUCACCAGACAACAAUCUUUCCCAUUCAUUAAUUAGCCCCAUUAGUAAUUCGUUCAUAAUUAUUAGCAAUGGUAUCCUUGGGAGGGGAUCGUGAAAUCAAAAUUGAAUUUUAAAAUUAUAUUUAAAUUAGCCUGAGUUGGAAUGAUACAAUUUUAAUAGGUGUAAAAUGAAAGAUACAGAAAACUUUCUUUGUAAACCGUAAACAAAUUAUACACAUUUUAUUUCAGCUUAAACAUUAACACGAAGGGUAAUUAUUAUUAUUUUUUUUUAAUGUUUGUUGGUUCUGUCCUAGAAACUAGAAUGUAAAUUAAAUAUAGGGAUAUUAAUAUUGCCAAAUAUAACCAAUAAAUUGCAAUUUAAAUUAAAUAUGCACUUAGACAUUGUAAGUUGGAGAUAUUUUCAGUUUUCCAACCAGUUAUAACUAUACGAUGUUAGAGUAUUAUUAUGAAGAAAAUAUAUUUCUUGUUUCAACUGUGUUUGUUGUACAUGUUAUCGUUAAAAUGACAAGUAAAUAGUAUUUAUGUGAAUACUUUUUAUGUAUGUGAAAAAAUUACGUUUUUAUGAUAAUAUUAUAAUUUAUUAAAUGUAUUUUUUUCCAGUGACACUGUAUCAUACAAAAGUUUUUACUUUCAAAUAAGUAAAAAUAUUAUGCUGGUGGUGAAACGUUACCAAAUAUAUUUUAACGUAAUUUACUAGAGUAAGCAUUUACAUGGAUUAGGAAAUGUUAAACUAUUAUAUUUCGUUAGCAAAAAGUUUGAAUGUUUUGUGUUUAUUUAGAAAUAGUGAUUAUAUGUUCGACAGUAACGAUGAUAUGAUUGUUAUAAGUGUGAUGAGUCAACGCUGUCGGUGCUACUGCAUAAAUUCGAAAACAUUGAAAUGUUUUAUAAGAGUGUAAAACUUUGUACUUGAUAAAUAUUUGCAAUAAAUAAAUGCAAUAAAAUAGA
Molecule: messenger RNA, 4385 nt
Organism: Bacillus rossius redtenbacheri
Lineage: Eukaryota; Metazoa; Arthropoda; Insecta; Phasmatodea; Bacillidae
Product: clavesin-1-like
Exons: 8
Coding region: 364-1326 (320 amino acids)
Cellular component (GO): membrane
Molecular function (GO): phosphatidylinositol bisphosphate binding
Source: RefSeq, a predicted model, not a curated record